Acyrthosiphon pisum (pea aphid) is the source of this 809-nucleotide messenger RNA. RefSeq lists its product as uncharacterized. NCBI's taxonomy places the organism in Eukaryota, Metazoa, Arthropoda, Insecta, Hemiptera, Aphididae. Bases 92 to 604 code for a protein of 170 amino acids. The record is from RefSeq and is a predicted model, not a curated record. The transcript has 3 exons.
GUUAUCGUCACUCAUAAAUUCUCCAUUCGCAUCUGAUGUUGAGAGCAUCCAGGAUUUAGAUGAUGGAUCUGAGCAGAAUGAAAUUAAUGUGAUGUCACCUGAUGCUCAAGUGGAUGAUGAUGAAGGUUCCGACGACAGUGUGUUUCCGUUUAUGAGGAGGAGGGCUAAUGUCCUGAGUGACCAUUCUGAAGAUGAACCUAAUGAUUUAGAUCGAGGAAGUCUAUUAUCAAGAAAUGGGUCGUUAUCGUCACUCAUAAAUUCUCCAUUCGCAUCUGAUGUUGAGAGCAUCCAGGAUUUAGAUGAUGGAUCUGAGCAGAAUGAAAUUAAUGUGAUGUCACCUGAUGCUCAAGUGGAUGAUGAUGAAGGUUCCGACGACAGUGUGUUUCCGUUUAUGAGGAGGAGGGCUAAUGUCCUGAGUGACCAUUCUGAAGAUGAACCUAAUGAUUUAGAUCGAGGAAGUCUAUUAUCAAGAAAUGGGUCGUUAUCGUCACUCAGAAAUUCUCCAUUCGCAUCUGAUGUUGAGAACAUCCAGGAUUUAAAUGAUGAAUCUGAGCAGAAUGAAAUUAAUGUGAUGUCACCUGAUGGUAUGUUUAUCGAUUUCUAGAAAUUGAUCAUCUCCACUGAUGUAUUUAUUUAAAUAUUUAAUUACUUAUAAUUAUUUCAGCUCAACUGGAUGAUGAUGAAGGUUCCGACAGCAGUGCGUUUCUGUUUAUGAGGAGGAGAGCUAAUGUCCUUAGUGACCAUUCUAGAGAUGAAAAUGAGGAACCACACAUUCAAGAAGAAUAUCAAUGUAAAUUAAUUAUUUUAAA